Molecule: messenger RNA, 261 nt
Organism: Aspergillus brunneoviolaceus CBS 621.78
Lineage: Eukaryota; Fungi; Ascomycota; Eurotiomycetes; Eurotiales; Aspergillaceae
Exons: 2
Coding region: 1-261 (86 amino acids)
Source: RefSeq, a predicted model, not a curated record
AUGUCAGAUUCUAAGCAGGCUGCCCGUGACCAGACAGCUUAUCAGCUGAACCUUUCCGCCACCGCUGCAAAUACCCUCCAAAAACAAGGGGAGGACUCGGCAAAAAGACGGGGGAAGACUUUCGAGCCGCAGGAGCUCAGGUUCCCCAACCCGAAUGAGGAGAACAGCAUGCACCAGGCUGAAACAGCUCCUAAAGAGCUUCUUGGACUGGCUGAUAAAGAUAAAGAAGAAGUCGAAGUGGACAACUUGACGGGAUUCUAG